Caenorhabditis angaria is the source of this 3619-nucleotide messenger RNA. The record is from the annotation of a GenBank genome assembly. NCBI's taxonomy places the organism in Eukaryota, Metazoa, Nematoda, Chromadorea, Rhabditida, Rhabditidae.
AUGCCACUUCACCAUCACCAUCACCAUAAUCAUCGACACAAUUUGUCGUUGAAGAAAAUUCGUAAGUUUUAUUUUCGGUAGCUUUCUAUUAGAAGCCUAGAUAAGGAGCCUAGUAUUUUACUUUUGGGGUUUCUCUAGAGCUAUGCCGAACGCUGAGAAUUUUUCCAGGCAAGAUUUUCGACCGCUUCUCAAGCCACGGUCACAAAUUGAGCCUCGUCGAAGCUCGUUUGGCUCUUCUUGAGAUUGGUCACCAAGUUCACCAUCUUCAAUAUAUUCACCACAACUCACACCUUCCUCAUCACCCACACCACCACGAACAUGGAUACGUUGAUUUCCCAGGUUAGAUUCGAAGUAGAACUCUUCGAAUUACAACGUUUUUUCAGGGUUCCUUCAAUUUGUUGCUCCAUCUGCUGGUCAUAACCAUAGUCAUAAUGGGCACCACCAUUCUUCACACCAACCGCAAGAAGUUGUUCACCACCACUAUCAUCAUCAUUUGAGCCGAUCGAGAAGUGAUUCAAGUUCGAGCAGCUCCUCGAGCUCUUCAUCAAGCUCUAGCAGCUCUUCGAGCUCAAGCUCUUCAAGCUCAAGCUCGAGCAGCUCAUCCAGCUCUUCGGAAGAUGAGAAACAUCACAAGAAGCAUCAUAAAAAACAUGCCAAGCGCUCAGCUUCAUCUUCAAGCUCGUCGAGCAGCUCAAGCUCAAGCUCGUCUUCAAGCUCUAGCUCUUCGUCAAGCUCAAGCUCAAGCUCCAGCUCAUCGUCAUCAUCUUCUGAAGAUGAGAAACAUCACAAGAAACACCACAAGAAGCAUGCCAAGAGAUCUGCUAGCUCUUCAUCGAGCAGUAGCUCGAGCUCAUCUUCCUCGAGCUCAUCAUCAAGCUCGAGCAGCUCUAGCUCAAGCUCUUCAUCUUCUUCAUCUGAAGAAGAGAAGCAUCACAAGAAGCACCACAAGAAGCAUGGAAAGAAACAUGCCAAGAAACAUUACAAGGCGGCUUCAUCGAGUAGCUCGAGCUCGUCGAGUUCCUCAAGCUCAUCCAGCUCGUCUAGCAGCAGCUCUUCUGACUCGGAGCCAGAGCACAAGGAACAUCAUCACGCGCCACACCACCAUACUCACGGAGAGUCCCACCAUACUCACGGAGAGAAUCACCACGCGCCACACAACGAGUCCCAUAAUCACUCUCAUCAUACUCACGGAGACGCGCCACACCACGAGUCCCACAAUCACUCCCACCAUACUCACGGAGAGAAUCACCACGCGCCACACCACGAGUCCCACAAUCACUCUCACCAUACUCACGGAGAGACCCACCAUACUCACGGAGACGCGCCACACCACGUGUCCCACAAUCAUUCUCACCAUACUCACGGAGAUAAUCACCACGCGCCACACCAUGAGUCGCACAAUCAUUCUCACCAUACUCACGGAGAGACCCACCAUACUCACGGAGACGCGCCACACCACGUGUCCCACAAUCAUUCUCACCAUACUCACGGAGAUAAUCACCACGCGCCACACCAUGAGUCGCACAAUCAUUCUCACCAUACUCACGGAGAGACCCACCAUACUCACGGAGACGCGCCACACCACGUGUCCCACAAUCAUUCUCACCAUACUCACGGAGAUAAUCACCACGCGCCACACCAUGAGUCGCACAAUCAUUCUCACCAUACUCACGGAGACGCGCCACACCACGAGUCCCACAAUCACUCUCACAAUACUCACGGAGAGUCCCACAAUCAUUCUCACCAUACUCACGGAGACGCGCCACACCACGAGUCGCACAAUCAUUCUCACCAUACUCACGGAGAUAAUCACCACGCGCCACACGAGUUGCACAAUCACUCUCACAAUACUCACGGAGAGUCGCACAAUCACUCUCACAAUACUCACGGAGACGCGCCACACGAGUCGCACAAUCACUCCCACAAUACUCACGGAGAGAAUCACCACAAUUCGCACCACGAGGCCGAAAAGUCGCACAAGAAGAAAAGCCACAAGAAGCACUCGUCGAAGAAAUCCAAAAAACAUUCCCAUCAUUUUUAAUCACAUUCUAGUUGAUUUUCUAAAUUUGUAUGCUAACUAUAUAAACUUGUAUAUCUGAUGUGAAUUUUUUUUUAGUUUGAUAUGAUAAAUAAAGGUAAUUUUUGCAUGAAUGAGUUGAGCUUAUGAAAAAAUCUAACUUUUCUCUUUUCUUGAUCAAAUAUCUAAAAUUGAAUAAGAAAAAUAAUAACAACUUUCAGAUAAGUAAUAUUCUGUUUUAUCCUAUUCUUAUGGAAAAAUACGUCAAGAUCAAUAAUACCAGUCUUUGUCCUAAAACUACAUAUUUUGAAUCCAAAGACUUUCUAAUAAAUAGUUUACAUAUCAUCUCAAUUUUCACAUUUUCUACCUCGUUUUAUGGAGCAUUUUUGAUAGUUCGCGUAACUCCUCAGAAAAUGAAGAACACCAAAAAAGUUCUAUUACAUCUUCAUUUUUGUACAUUUUUGUUAGAUCUAAUCAUUGAUUUUCUAAUGACUCCUUAUAUUCUCAGGCAAAUCGUCCCACCGGUGUAACACCAAAUCUCCACUCACUCAACACCUUCUCUUCAUUAAUCCCACCGGUGGGCCCACCGGUGGGAAACCGGUGGUCACAAAUUUGAUAAUAGCACCGGUGUACCACCACCUUAACACUCGCUUAACACCGUUUGAACACCGUCUGAACACCAAAAAGAGGUGUUCCACCGGUGUUUUUGUUUAUUUUUCCCACCGGUUUCCCACCGGUGGGCCCACCGGUGGGACGAUUUGCCUGAGUUUAUCUACCAACUUCUGCUGUUACACUUUAUGGAAUCCUCUAUGACUUUUUUGAUCUACCUUUCAAACCUCUUUGUUAUUUUGGACAGUUUUCACUUUACUGUGAGUUCGAAUACUAAAACUCCAGAACUUUCUAGAUAUUUCUUCAGUAAUGGCAAUGUCAAUGGUCAGAUUAUAUCAAACUCGACACAGUAUGGUAGCUACAAUCAAAUAUAAAAUGACUAGAAAACUAACUUUAUUCAUUUAUUAUUCUUAUAUGUACAUAUUUGGAAUUUUCAUUAUGAUGAUAUAUUUUUUCGACGAAACCCCAACAAAUAUUGCAAAACUCUAUUUUCUCCAAGUUUAUCCAUGUCCACCCCAAGAAUACUUCGACGAUAGAACUUUGAUUCUAACAACUGAUAUAUCCUUGGCAAUUUUCUGUAUGACACUUGCGGUUUUUAAUACAGUUCCUCAAGGUUUAUAUUUUGCAUUUGUUGGGGCUUAUCAUCUUUUGAAAGUUAAAUCAAUUUCAUUGUCUGCAACUACUAAAAAGAUGCAAUUAACAUUUCUGUAUAAUGCAUCAAUCCAAAUGGCGAUUCCAUUUGUCGCAAUUUUAAUUCCAGUUUCAAUUUUUGGAUUAAUGUUGUUAUUAUCAACUUAUAGUCAACUUAUCAAUAACAUAAUAAUUUUAACAUUAUCAAUUCAUGGUUUGUUAUCCAAUAUUUCACUUAUUUGCCUACACAAACCCUAUCGUGAUCAUACAAUUGAUUUAGUCUUUGGAGAGAAUUCAAGAAUUAAAAGUAUCUCAUCUGUCAGAACUAUUGUUAUUAGUGAUAAUCAGUCGCCUAGAAAUUGA